Molecule: messenger RNA, 1713 nt
Organism: Tachysurus vachellii
Lineage: Eukaryota; Metazoa; Chordata; Actinopteri; Siluriformes; Bagridae
Gene: tmem45b
Product: transmembrane protein 45B
Exons: 6
Coding region: 154-993 (279 amino acids)
Source: RefSeq, a predicted model, not a curated record
UCUGCUGGUUUCCAUCCCAACCCACUCACGCACGCGUACAUACAGGAGCGAGGUCCACAGAUAACUCUAGUAUCGACACACACACACAUACACACACACAGCUUUUGUGUAGUGCUUUGUGCUGAAGAAAGGAUCAGAAGCAGAUUGUAAAAGAUGGCUAACUUUAAAGGCCAUGCACUGCCUGGCACUUUCUUCUGUCUUUUUGGUUUCUGGUGGUCUCUGAAAUAUCCAUUGCGACACAGCUGGAAGAAGAAACAACAUGGGACGAGGCAAAAUCUACCUCUGUUCUUUAACAGGAUAGACCUCAUUGAGGGGAGUGCAAAAAUCUUCUUUGCUUUUGUUGGCAUCAUGGCUGAGCAGUUUGUACCUGAUGGACCUCAUGCUCACCUUUAUAAUGGGGAAUGGGUGAAACUUAUGAACUGGCAACACAGCACAAUGUACCUCUUCUUUGGUAUCUCAGGCAUUGCAGAUGUUCUUUCCAUGUCCUCACUUCCUGUCCCAGCUGGCCUUGACCGACUUGGACUCUCACUCGCUCUUUUUGUAGAAGGGUUCCUUUUCUAUUUCCACGUACAUAAUCGGCCUGCUCUGGACCAGCACAUUCACUCGUUGCUCCUAGUGGCUGUAUUUGGUGGGGCAGCGAGCACUAUGCUUGAGGCCUUCCUGCGGGAUAACGCUCUUCUUGAGGUGUUCAGGAGCAGCCUGGCUAUUCUGCAAGGCACCUGGUUUUAUCAGAUUGGUUUUGUCCUGUAUCCUCUAAAUGGAGACGAGUGGAAUGAGGAAGACCAUGGCAACAUCAUGUUUAUUACUAUGUGCUUCUGUUGGCAUUACGCAGUAGCUUUGUUGAUUGUAGGCAUGAACUACAGCACAGUGUGGUGGAUCACAAACAGGCAUGGAGGGAAGCAGACAGAAGAUUUAGAAUUCAGCCUCAGAAAAAACACUCAUUCAGACUCCAGUUCCCAGAAGGCUUUGCUCCAGGAAUCAGAUGAAGAAUAGACUUCUGGUAACUAGCAUAUGAAGAUUUUAGCUGAUGGGUACAGUAAAGAUGUGAGUAGGACUUACACUCCCACAGGUAUUCUCACCAAUUCUGCUCCUUCAGAAUUUCUGACCAAUCCCGCCUGCUCCUGUAGGUCUUUUUAAACUAAUCCCACUUGCAAAUGCAUUUUUUGUUUGUGCCAGCCUGCAGUAUCCUCUAGCAGAAAAGCAGUUGAUUUAUAGAUUUAAUUUUAUUUCUUGUCCUUACAGAGCAUUUUAUCUUAAACGUGUAGCUUUAAUGUCCAGUUAUUUAUAGUUUGACUUUAAAGAUUAAGAUUAAAGAUUAAACAGAUUAAAUUGCACUGACAAGCUAGACAGUGGAAUUUUCUUGAAAUAUUAAGAACCCAAUAAUUAUUGUAAUACAUUUGAUAAUGUUGGGCUGUGAUUUCCACAAUUGUAAAAAAAAAAAAAAAUUGAGAACCACUGCACUAAAAUACAGCAAAAAUACAUAGAAUCAAAUUCCUAACACAUAACUAAUUAGAAAUAGAUUAUUGCCUUAUCCAAUUUUAACCGAAUAGUAUAAAUGUUCUUUCUGAACAAUUUAAACAUCAUGAGCCAAUAAUGUGUUUUGUCUGUAAAGUGAGAACAAUGUCAGUAAUCUACUUUAAUUAGUUUGUAAAAAUUAUAAUUUUGUCAGUGAGUUUCAUUGAACCUGUGAAUAAAGUACUUUUUCUAAAAGUG